Molecule: messenger RNA, 2384 nt
Organism: Stegastes partitus (bicolor damselfish)
Lineage: Eukaryota; Metazoa; Chordata; Actinopteri; Pomacentridae
Gene: aldh9a1b
Product: aldehyde dehydrogenase 9 family, member A1b
Exons: 12
Coding region: 232-1788 (518 amino acids)
Molecular function (GO): oxidoreductase activity, acting on the aldehyde or oxo group of donors, NAD or NADP as acceptor
Source: RefSeq, a predicted model, not a curated record
UUGUGAUUGACAGCGAAACUAUCCAAUAGGCUGCUACGCUCUGAUCGCUGCUAAUCAGCAACCGCCGCAGCCUCUUAGCCCCGCCCCUCGUUGAGCCUCAGCUAAAACAGCGAAAUGUAACCCAACAUUAUAUUUACAGUUAGAUUUAUAUUCUUAGCCUUCAUAGCCGCAUUUAAUGUGCAGACUAUUUGAGUGAUUUAAUAAACUCGGAGCCACUGAGCCGGUGUAAACAUGCUCCAGAGGCUCGCUGCGUUGUCGUGUCGGCGGCCCGCUGCUGCUGCUCCUCUCGCCGCGGCUGUGCGGUGCGCCUCCUCGGGCUCCGUGGACAUCAAGGCCCCGCUGAACUUCUGGGCUGGGAAGAGAAGGAGAGGCCCGGAGAAGUGCAGGGAAGAUGUUUACGAGCCUGCAACUGGCCGUGUCUUGUGCCAUCUGGAGCCGUGUGGCGCUGUGGAGGUUGAUCAGGCUGUGAAAGCUGCAAAGUCAGCCUUUGGCCAUUGGAGCAAAAUGUCGGGGAUGGAGAGGGCGAGGACCAUGAUAGAAGCUGCCCACAUCAUUGAGAGCAGGAGAGAGGAGAUAGCUGAGAUGGAGGUGGUCAACAACGGGAAGUCCAUCACAGAGGCCCGUCUGGAUGUGGACUCUGCCAGACUGUGUAUAGAGUACUACGCAGGACUGGCCAGCACUCUGGCAGGCCAGCAUGUCCAGCUACCAGGAGGAUCCUUUGCCUACACCCGUAGGGAGCCUCUGGGAGUCUGUGCCGGUAUCGGUGCUUGGAAUUAUCCCUUCCAGAUCGCUGCCUGGAAGUCAGCUCCAGCCCUGGCCUGUGGUAACUCCAUGGUGUUUAAGCCAUCACCGGUGACUCCUGUGACUGCAGUCCUGCUGGCGGAGAUCUACACGCAGGCCGGAGCUCCAGAGGGGCUGUUCAACGUGGUACAGGGCGGCCAGGAGACGGGCGGCUUGCUGUGUCACCAUCCCGAUGUCGCCAAGUUGUCUUUCACUGGGAGCGUGCCCACAGGACAGAAGAUUAUGGAGAUGGCAUCUAAGGGGGUGAAACCGGUGACGCUGGAGCUUGGGGGGAAAUCUCCUCUGCUCAUCUUUCAGGACAGUGAUCUGGAGAACGCUGUGAGGGGGGCUCUCAUGGCCAACUUUCUGUCUCAAGGCCAGGUCUGCAGCAAUGGAACAAGGGUGUUUGUUCAGAGGGACAUUCUGCCUGAGUUUGUGGAGGAGGUGGUGAAGAGGACCCAAGCAAUCGAAAUAGGAGACCCUCUGCUCGAGAGCACCAGAAUGGGAGCGCUGGUCAGCCGGUCACAUCUAGAAAAAGUCUUAUCCUUUGUUGAUCAGGCAAAGAAAGAGGGAGCAACAGUGUUGUGCGGGGGCGAACCUUUUGUCCCGUCAGAUCCCAAACUCAGAGGUGGAUACUACAUGAGCCCAUGUGUCCUGGGCAACUGCACGGAUGAGAUGACCUGUGUGAAGGAGGAGAUCUUCGGUCCAGUCAUGUCUGUGCUGUCCUUCGAAACAGAAGAGGAGGUGCUGCAGAGAGCCAACGACACCACGAUGGGUCUGGCUGCAGGCGUUUUCACCAGGGACGUGCGGCGAGCCCAUCGCGUGGUCGAGCACCUCAAGGCUGGCUCCUGCUUCAUCAACAACUACAACAUCACUCCUGUGGAGGUGCCCUUCGGAGGCUUCAAAAUGUCAGGCAUAGGACGGGAGAACGGCCAGGUGACGAUCGAAUACUACACCCAGCUGAAGACUGUGUUUGUGGAGAUGGGAGACGUGGACAGCCUCUUCUAGACCACACAGCCAAAGGAAGCUGCAGCACCGAGCCAGAGACUCAAUCAGACAUUUCUUCCAUCGCUCAGGGAAAAGCCAUCUAACGACUGUGCAACUGAGGCCGCAGUAUCAUAGCAGAGUAGGGAGACGAAUGUGGGUGGAAAUGCAUGAAAAUUAAACAUAAUAAGCACUAUUGCCUCAGCCAGUCUGAUCUAGAUAAAGAUUUAUCCGUUGAUUUCAUAUAUUUUACUAUAAAUGAGUUUCAUAUUGUGCUUCAUGACUGCCUCAGUAAUGUUUACGAUUUAUAUGAAGUAUACAAUUUCAAAUGUAUUUUACACGUUUAUACAACAAAACAAUGUUCGUCAAACUUUAUUUUUUCAACUAUAUACAUCAGUAUUUUUCGUACACAGCCAAUACUAAGAAAUAAACACUUUUAAUAGUAGUAUUGAUUAAAUUAAUCAAGAAUGUACGCUUUUUUGUACAAUGUCGUGUAAAUCAGAACUGUGACUGUAACGUCCUGCCUUGAGGGCCGAGUUAGUCAUCGAAGGAACUCGUCUAACACGUUAAUUGUAACACAACAUAAACAGUGUAUGUGAACAUUACACCACAAUGAAGAA